Molecule: messenger RNA, 1578 nt
Organism: Choloepus didactylus (southern two-toed sloth)
Lineage: Eukaryota; Metazoa; Chordata; Mammalia; Pilosa; Megalonychidae
Gene: AHSG
Product: alpha 2-HS glycoprotein
Exons: 7
Coding region: 97-1188 (363 amino acids)
Biological process (GO): negative regulation of endopeptidase activity
Cellular component (GO): extracellular region; blood microparticle; extracellular matrix
Molecular function (GO): cysteine-type endopeptidase inhibitor activity
Source: RefSeq, a predicted model, not a curated record
ACCCCUCCAUUGGUCUGCCUCUCCCAACAGCACCCCUGGGUUGGUCCCCAAGUAUCCGGCCACCUGUCCACCUGCCAGGGCCUCUCUGGGGCAGCCAUGAAGUCCCUUGUCCUGCUCCUUUGCCUUGUCCAGCUCUGGGGCUGCCACUCGGCCCCACAUGGCCCAGAACUGGGUUUUAGGAAACUGAACUGCGAUGACCCAGAAACAGAGCAAGUAGCACAAGUGGCUUUAGACUACAUCAAUGAUCACCUUGUCAUGGGAUACAAGCACGUCCUGAACCAGAUUGAUAAAGCGAAGUGGUGGUUUCGGCGUCCCAUGGGAGAGAUAUACGAGCUUGAAAUAGACACGCUGGAAACCACCUGCCAUGCACGGGAGCCCACGCGCGCGGAAAACUGCACCGUGAGGCAGGUGGCGGAGCACGCUGUGGAAGGAGACUGUGAGGUGCGCCUGCUGAAACUGGACGGCCAGCUUAGGGUUGUGUUUAUAAAAUGUGAUUCCAGUCCAGACUCGGCGGAGGACGUGCGCAAAGUGUGUGCAGACUGCCCCCUGCUGGUCUCAAUUAACCAUGCCAAGGUGGUGCACGCUGUAGAAGAGGCCUUGGCGGCCUUCAACUCCCAGAGUAACGGCUCCUAUUAUCUGCUUGAGGAAAUUUCCCGGGCUCAACUUGUGCCUUUUCCAGCUUCUACCUAUGUGGAGUUUGUGGUGGCUGCCUCUGACUGCGUUGCUAAAGAGGUCACCGACCCAGCCAAGUGCAAAUUGUUGGCGGAGAAGCAAUAUGCCUUCUGCAAGGCAACACUCUUUGAGAAGGAUGGUGGGGAAGAGGUUGCAGUGACCUGCAAAGUCUUCCAAACACAGCCUGUGGUUCCAACGCCCCAACCAGAGGACACGGUCGAGGCACUCCGCACCCCUGGGGUGGGCCUGUCUGUGCCCACGACCCCUACGGAUCAGCCAGCAACUGCCCUGGAGGGGAAACCUAUGGUGGUGGAGCCUCCCCCAGGACCCCCCUUAGUGCACCGGAAGCACCAUGACCUCCGCCACACCUUCCCCGGUAUGCAUUCCCUCGAGUCAGCCUCAGGAGAAGUGUUUUCCCCAGUGAAACCCCAUGUGGAGGUGAAGCCUGGGGUUCUUCUUCCCGGCAGUCCAGUGGUCCACCCAUGCCCAGGGAGGAUCAGACACUUCAAGGUCUAGGUUGGACACAACAGAAGAUUAGAAAGUUUGGUGCAGAGAACAUGGCUGCCAUUUUGUCCAAGUGUGGGCAUGGGUGGGAGGCAUUUUCUUCUGGCAAAGCAAAUGCCACAUGUGCUCUAGAUUAAAAUCAAGCCCUGAAUCCCAGCUUCUCAUUCCUCAGAGGACAGAGCAGAGGGGGCAAUAGUUAUGUUUGAUGGAAUACAUAAGGCUGGGAACUUGAGUGUCUUUGUCUUGAUGCUAAGCCACUGCCAUUGUGUUCUCUGUCUUCUGGUUGACCUCAGAAAAACAACCAGAACUGUGGCUUUAAGAGGUGCUCUUGCCAAGCUGUAUUUUUCUGUUAAUAAAGGUGCCUGAAGAAUCUUCCUUCUUAAUAAAGAUUCUAAACCGAAA